Molecule: messenger RNA, 2771 nt
Organism: Onychostoma macrolepis
Lineage: Eukaryota; Metazoa; Chordata; Actinopteri; Cypriniformes; Cyprinidae
Product: zinc finger protein draculin
Source: RefSeq, a predicted model, not a curated record
AUCCAAAACAGUGAAUCUAAUCAUCAUUCAGGCAAAACUUUGCUUCAAGAAUGAGCCACACUGUCGUGAUCUAAUCGCUAACACACCCUGAGCACAUAUCUGCUCCUAACACACAGCAAUUUACAUUCAUUGAAUCUCCUCCCACAGCAAUUCAACUUGAGGGAAGCUCCUCCCACAGCAAUUCAUCAAUAAAUGCUGGAAAAUUCUCAUCAGUCUUCAAGUGAAGUAUAUAGAGUUCAUGAAAGAACACCGAGAGCAUGAGUGAUCUAGAACCCUGCAGAAUGGAACAAGAAGAUACUGAAGAACAAAGGAGACACACUGGAGAGAAGCCGCACACAUGCGAUCAGUGCGGGAAGAGCUUUGCACUAAAAGGAAGCCAUAAGAGACACAUGAAAAUCCACACUGGCGAGAAGCCACAAACAUGUGAUCGGUGCGGGAAGAGUUUUGCACUAAAAGGAAGCCAUAAGAGACACAUGAAAAUCCACACUGGCGAGAAGCCACAAACAUGUGAUCGGUGCGGGAAGAGCUUUGCACUAAAAGGAAGCCUUAGGAGACACAUGCAGAUCCACACUGGGAAGCCGCACACAUGUGAUCAGUGCGGGAAGAGUUUUGCAGCAAGUGAACACUUGAAGUGUCACAUGAGAAUCCACACUGGCGAGAAGCCACAAACAUGUGAUCAGUGCGGGAAGAGUUUUGCACUAAAAGGAAGCCAUAAGAGACACAUGAAAAUCCACACUGGCGAGAAGCCACAAACAUGUGAUCGGUGCGGGAAGAGCUUUGCACUAAAAGGAAACCUUAGGAGACACAUGCAGAUCCACACUGGAGAGAAGCCGCACACAUGUGAUCAGUGCGGGAAGAGUUUUGCAGCAAGUGAACACUUGAAGUGUCACAUGAGAAUCCACACUGGAGAGAAGCCACACACAUGUGAUCAGUGCGGGAAGAGUUUUGCACUAAAAGGAAGCCUUAGGUCUCACAUGAAAAUCCACACUGGAGAAAAGCCGUACACAUGCGAUCAAUGCGGGAAGACUUUUGCACUAAAAGGAGGCCUUAGGGUUCACAUGAAAAUCCACACUGGAGAAAAGCUGCACACCUGUGAUCAGUGUGGAAAGAGUUUCAGACAAAAAGGACAGCUUAACGUACACAUGAAAAUCCACACCGGAGAGAAGCCUUAUACAUGUAAUCAGUGCGGGAAGAGUUUUGCACAUGCCAUCUCUCUUAAAUUACAUCUGCGUUCUCACUCUGGAGAAAAAACAUUUUACUGUGAUCAGUGUGGAAAACUGUUUCUUUCAUCAGUACUCUUGAAGAGCCACCUGAAAGUUCACACAGAGGAGAAGCCUCACAUGUGUUCUUCGUGUGGAAAGUGUUUUAGGGAGCCGAGUGCUCUUAAAAUACACCUGAAAAGACACAGAGGUGUGAAGGAUCAAAUGUGCUUUGAUUGUGGGAAAACUUUUAUUACACACUCUGAACUGAAACUGCACCAGAUAAUUCACAGAGAAGAAAAACCUUACAAGUGUUCACAAUGUGACAAGAGAUUCAAACGGCCAGAAUAUCUGAGAUCACAUGAGAAGACCCACAGCGGAGAAAAACCUUACAAGUGUUCACACUGUGAAAAGAGUUACAUAAACAACCUAAGUCUUAAACUUCACCUGAGAGUUCAUAGUGCAGAGAAACCGCACACAUGUGAUCAGUGCGGGAAGUUUCUCACAAAAGGAAACCUUAAGGAACACAUGAAAGUCCACACCGGAGAGAAGCCGUACUCAUGUGAUCAAUGCGGGAAGAGUUUCACUCAAAACAAUGCCUUGAAGGAUCACAUGAGAAUCCACACCGGAGAGAAGCCUUUUAAAUGUGGUCAGUGCGGGAAGAGUUUUGCGUAUAAAAAAUGCACACUGAAAAUAACCCUUACUGGACACAUGAGGAUCCACACUGGAGAGAAGCCAUAUACUUGUGAUCAGUGUUGGAAGAGUUUUGCAAAUCUAAGCCAUUUUAAAACACAUCUGAAUUCUCAUUCUGGAGUAAAACCAUAUAUCUGUGAUCAGUGUGGAAAAAGCUUUUUGGCGGCAAAAUCCCUGAAGAACCAUCUGAAAGUUCAUACAAAGGAGGAACCUCACAUGUGUUCUUUGUGUGGAAAGAGUUUUGGUCAAAAUGUCGAACUCGAACUGCACCAGAGAAUUCACACUGGAGAAAAACCUUACAAGUGUUCACACUGUGACAAGAGAUUCAGUCGUUAUGGAUCUUGGAAAAGACAUGAGAGGACACACACUGGAGAGAAGCCGUAUCACUGCUCUUCAUGUGGGAAAAGUUUCACUCAAUCAUGUUCUCUACUCCGUCAUACAAAAAACACAUGUCUGAAAUCACAUUAAGUAGUUUAUGUUCAGGCCCUGAAGUUCAAGUGCAUUUGACACAAUAAUAUGUUGAGCAUUAGCAGCUCUACUCCAUAAAAUCUUCAAGUCUUAACCAGCAACAGUAAGCGACAGGACGAGGAAACAUCCAAAGUUAUUUUGCGAAUAAAGUUCAUCUUCAAAACAGUUUCAAGGUUGAGACUGAGAUUAACUCAAAUAUUGAGUUAUAUCUAAGAUUUUUUUCUUAUGUAUAUCAUAUGAUAUACAUGAAAUCAUUGAUUGUCAUUACUGAUUGUAUCAACCACCUUUUAUUGUGUUCUGAUUCCAUGGAGAUCCUAAAGGGGCAUGGUAUGAGAUGUGCUCGUGUUCGUUUCAGUAUACAGAGUGAGUACCUCCUAUGUAAAUGGAGUUAAUUUGGAGUUAAUUAAUAAA